AUGUAUGGAAUAAAAUAUCUGCAUACUACGCCGUAUCUUCCGCAAGCCAAUGGUCUCGUCGAACGUCUACAUCGUCGGCUCAGAUCAGCACUUUUGUGUCACCAAGAGUCAUGGUACAACGCAUUACCAGCCGUUUUGCUCGGCUUACGCGCUGCCUGGAGAGACAACAUACAGACGACACCGGCUGAAUUAGUAUACGGUGAGCCUAUCCGAUUACCCGGUGAGUUACUAUCUCCCACUAACAAAACUACGCCUCAUAACAUUGUCAAUACCUUAAAACGUCAUUUUAACUCAUUGGAAGCGGCCGAAAUGUCGCGUCACGGCAAGAAUUCUAUUUUCUGUUUCAGGAACCUUAGUACUUGCAGUCAUGUACUGGUACGGAAUGACCAGGUUGUACCAUCUUUCACAGCACCAUACGAAGGUCCAUAUCGUGUAACAACUCGACACGACAAAUACUUCAUCGUCGAUUUUCGUGGACGACAAAUUGUUAUUUCAGUGGACAGAUUGGAGCCGGUUUACGAGGCGAAUCCAAUCGACACAACGAUGACGAUUACAAACUCCCGGCCGAAUAACACAGCAACCGAGAGCCCAAAAACGCCGAGUCCGGCAUCUUCUUAUAUCUAA
Messenger RNA from Microplitis demolitor, 624 nucleotides. RefSeq lists its product as uncharacterized. Gene Ontology annotation, biological process: DNA integration. The record is from RefSeq and is a predicted model, not a curated record. The coding region runs from base 1 to 624 and encodes 207 amino acids. NCBI's taxonomy places the organism in Eukaryota, Metazoa, Arthropoda, Insecta, Hymenoptera, Braconidae. The transcript has 2 exons. Gene Ontology annotation, molecular function: nucleic acid binding.